AUGAAUUUUCUCUUCGGGAAUAAGUCAAAUGCAAAGACGACGGAGGAAGGCAUUGAUCCUGAGCAAGGGACAUCGGUGAUGGACGAGAAAAGUUUUGACCCGGACGAAGCUUGUUUCGUCAAAAAAGCUUCGAUCCAGACGAAGUUCCGGAGUUUCGACCCGGAUGCCAUCCGCAUCGAAAGGAGCGAAGACGAAGAUUCAGAGAAGUCCUUUGAUGCAUCGGAAGAAAGUUUCGACCCCGACGAGAUGUCAGACGGCGAGAGCGAGGAGGAGGGAGGAGAAGAGAAAGGAAGCGGUGAAGCUGCGCGGAGGGUGAAGCUCGGUGUGAGCUACGAGAAAUCCUUUGAUCCUGACAGAGAAGCUCCGGAGGAUGGCGGGAAGGAGAGCUCGCGCACUAUCUCAGCAGAUGUGGCGGAGCGUGCCAUGUCAAGCUUGACCAGCGCAGCUUCUGCUGAGAUCUCGAGGCUGCGAGGAGAAGUAGAAGGAAUGAAGAGGAAAGAGCAGGAGGCAGCGGCCGCUCUUUCUCGCUCCGAGCAGCUUCUUCGCGCUGAAAAGGUCUGA
Molecule: messenger RNA, 561 nt
Organism: Guillardia theta CCMP2712
Lineage: Eukaryota; Cryptophyceae; Pyrenomonadales; Geminigeraceae
Exons: 6
Coding region: 1-561 (186 amino acids)
Source: RefSeq, a predicted model, not a curated record